Messenger RNA from Aphanomyces astaci, 1931 nucleotides. RefSeq lists its product as hypothetical. Lineage: Eukaryota; Oomycota; Saprolegniomycetes; Saprolegniales; Verrucalvaceae. The transcript is spliced from 4 exons. The record is from RefSeq and is a predicted model, not a curated record. The coding region runs from base 57 to 1352 and encodes 431 amino acids.
CUCCCAGUCAGUUGGCAUUCGGGCUCUCCAUUGCGACUCGCUACAACCACUCGACGAUGUACUCGGGUACGCUGGGGAGGGUGAACGCCCUCGAGUUCCGCGACUCGUCGCCGACCAAGCUCACACCAAGGGGGUCCCCGAUAAAGAGCGUCAUGCAACCGUGUCAAGUGGCCCCCGCAUCGUCGGACGCUAUUCAAAAGGCGUUUGAAAAGAUGAAGGAAGAAGUCGCACAGGGGGGAUCGACGGCGUGCGCGGGGUUCACGGAAGCUGAUUUGCUAGCGUGCUUCAACUUGACACCGUCCCCCACCAAACAACAGCAGCGUUUUUCUGCAACGACCCCGUCGUUCCCCAACAAAGAGCCAGACCCAGCGCCCAAGGGCGUCGACGAACACGCGCUUCUGCUCAACGCGCUCUUGUCGUCGCUAGCCAAACUCAACGUGAACAAGUCGAGAAACGAGCAAGAAGAAGAAGAAGACGACGAGCCACCCUACUCCCCGUCGUCGCAGCAGUAUCAUGCAGCAGCCCUGAUCACCCCCCCUCCAAGCCCCGUGUUGUCAGCCAAACCAUCGCCGAUCAAGCGGUCCCCGAGCUCGCUCGGCCGGAUUCAAGAGAACGUCAACGAAGACAUGGAGUCCCCGCGGUCUUGCUCCGAACCGACGACAGAUGUGACGAUCUUGCCCAUCCACGAAGUGAAGCGGUGCUUGAGAGGGGGAUCGUUUGCAUCGCGCAUUCGCGUGCGGCGGCAGCCCAGUUUGAAAGAACUCGACGCCAAGCGCGUGAGCGACGUGGUGGAGAAACUGAACCGAAGCAGCAUCGUCCAGCUCUCAGCGUCGCCGCGGCGACUGAGCGUCGUGGACCCGAAAACAAGGUCGCUGAGUCGGGUCAACAGCCUUGACGAGCUGCAGCCCCCCGAUGCCCCCACCCCCCUCAGCCGAAAGCCGAGCCUCGUAACCCACUCGUCGUCCCCUCGGUCGCUGAGUCGGCGGUCCUCGAGCGUGUCCUUUGCGUCCCCUCCCGUGAUCGUCGUCGCCGAGCCCCCUGCGACGCUGCGCAAGAAAAAGAAAAAGUUUCAAAACCACCAGGCCCGCAUGUCCACUUUGGCAUCGCACAUCAAGAAGCUCCUCUUGCGAUCGGACAAGGCCAAGCGUACCAAGGUGCAACUGGAUGCGUCGACUCGAGUGAGCAACAUGCGGCUGGGGUCGUCGCCGAAAAAGUGCAAAGUCAAACACGAAGACCUGAUUACAUUUACGCGCCCCAACUGCCGCCCGCGGCGGUGGGUGCCCAAAGCCGGCGAGCCACGUAUGUUUGGACAUUCCACGUGGCUGCCAAAACAACCCGAACUUAUCUCAUAGUUGCACGUUCCUCUAGUGCUGGAGCGUCAACAAUCGUACGUGAGCUUGGACGUGAUGGACAACAUUGGCACUCGAGCAGCGUGUCCGGUGCAUUUGCUGUCGGAGAAGCCCAACACGGAUUUUUCGUACGUGCCUGGCGUUGUGAAUUCGCACAAUCGCCGCCGCCGUCGCCGGUCCAGUCGGCACCCCAAGCUCAUGAAACGGCCGUCGCUAUGGAUCGUGGACUAGGCAGCACCAACCAUCAUCGCACGCCACAUGAAGAUCUCCGUCUAACUUACCAACAACCUUUCAGAAUCAAUCAGAACGAUGCUGCUUUUGUGUGGCCAGAACUUGGCACGUGCGUUGCUGCGUGGGGCAUGCAUGUACUACUACGUAGUACAGUGUACCUGGUACAUAACGUUACUCUGGACUUGCCAUGCAACCCCCCGCAAUGUCAGUUGAUGGCCAGACGAGAUGUGCAGGCCUAUCCAUGCCUCUCAUCCCCCACAUCAAUUCAAGCGCAGGCUGUUGUGGCAAGUUGGAAACGUUUCGGGCUACCGAUACAGUAUGACAGCUGGUAAGUUAAGAACUUGUUGUUCG